Messenger RNA from Austrofundulus limnaeus, 4300 nucleotides. It is a transcript of the gene aclya, whose product is annotated as ATP citrate lyase a. Lineage: Eukaryota; Metazoa; Chordata; Actinopteri; Cyprinodontiformes; Rivulidae. Gene Ontology annotation, molecular function: ATP citrate synthase activity. The record is from RefSeq and is a predicted model, not a curated record. Gene Ontology annotation, cellular component: cytosol. Gene Ontology annotation, biological process: acetyl-CoA biosynthetic process; fatty acid biosynthetic process; citrate metabolic process. The coding region runs from base 147 to 3425 and encodes 1092 amino acids. The transcript is spliced from 28 exons.
AGACAAAACUCACCGGAAGCCUCGCUGUCUCCAGAGCCCGACAGGUUCAUGCAGCAGGCGGGACGGAGUGAAGCUGCAGGACGGCCCAAGACAUCCACCCUCUGUAGACCUCAGCUACAACAGAACCAGAGAGAAAACAGAAAGUCAUGUCGGCCAAAGCCAUCUCUGAGCAGACGGGGAAGGAGUUCCUCUACAGGUACAUCUGCACCUCGGCGCCGGUCCAGAACAAGUUCCGCCACGCCAACGUGACCACCGAGACCGACUUUGAGCGACUGGUGCAGGAGCAUCCGUGGCUGCUCUCUGAGAGACUGGUGGUGAAGCCGGACCAGCUGAUCAAACGGCGAGGGAAGCUGGGUCUGGUCGGCGUCAACCUGGACCUGCACGGUGCCAAAGAGUGGCUCAAGCCCCGCCUCAUGAAAGAGACGACGGUGGGAAAAGCCAAAGGUGUUCUCAAGAACUUCCUCAUUGAGCCAUUUGUUCCUCACAAGCAGGCUGAGGAGUUCUACGUGUGCGUAYACGCCUCUCGGGAGGGAGACUACGUGCUGUUUCACCACGAGGGCGGGGUGGAUGUUGGAGACGUGGACGCCAAGGCRCAGAAGCUGCUGAUUGGGGUGGAUGAAAAGAUCAGCGAAGAGAAGGUGAAGAAGGAACUGCUGAGCAAGGCUCCGAAUGACAAAAAGUCAGUUUUGGCCAGCUUCAUCGUUGGACUCUUCAACCUGUACGAGGACCUCUUCUUCACAUACCUGGAGAUCAACCCUCUGGUGGUCACAAAAGAUGGCGUUUAUGUGUUGGACAUGGCGGCAAAGAUCGAUGCAACRGCUGAUUACAUCUGCAAAUCCAAGUGGGGGGAUGUGGAGUUCCCUCCCCCCUUCGGCCGGGAGGCCUAUCCUGAGGAGGCCUACAUCGCCGACCUCGAUGCAAAGAGUGGUGCCAGCCUCAAACUGACUCUGCUCAAUCCUCGAGGCAGAAUCUGGACCAUGGUGGCCGGAGGAGGGGCCUCAGUGGUGUACAGUGACACGAUCUGUGACCUGGGCGGGGUCAACGAGCUGGCCAAUUACGGGGAAUAUUCAGGCGCACCGAGUGAACAGCAGACCUACGACUACGCCAAGACCAUCCUGUCCCUGAUGACGAGAGAGAAGCACCCUGACGGAAAGGUUUUGAUAAUUGGAGGAAGCAUAGCAAACUUCACAAAUGUUGCAGCAACAUUCAAGGGGAUUGUUCGAGCGAUCAAAGACUACCAGGUCCCCUUGAAGGAGCAUGAAGUCUCUAUUUUUGUUCGCCGCGGUGGCCCCAACUACCAGGAAGGUCUUCGAGUGAUGGGAGAAGUUGGAAAAACCACCGGGAUCCCAAUUCAUGUCUUUGGCACAGAGACCCACAUGACUGCCAUCGUGGGCAUGGCUCUGGGUCACAGGCCCAUCCCCACCCAGCCCCCWGUCGCUGCCCACACAGCCAACUUCCUCCUGAACUCCAGCAGCGGCACGUCGACUCCAUCAUCCAGGAGAAAAAGCCCUUCUUCUGAAAACAAAGCUAGAGUUGAGGCCUCACUAACUAAAAAGAUUAAAACUGGAGGUCCUGUUGCGAAGGCAACGACCCUCUUCACCAAACACACGAAGGCCUUAGUGUGGGGGAUGCAGACCCGGGCCGUUCAGGGGAUGCUGGACUUCGAUUAUGUCUGUUCCAGAGACGAGCCGUCUGUUUCAGCGAUGAUCUACCCGUUUACUGGAGACCACAAACAGAAAUUCUACUGGGGACACAAAGAGAUCCUCAUCCCUGUGUAUAAAAACAUGAGUGACGCCAUGAAGAAGCAUCCUGACGUGGACGUGCUCAUCAGCUUCGCCUCUUUGCGUUCAGCCUUUGAAAGCACCAUGGAGACCAUGCAGUACCCUCAGAUUCGGACCAUUGCCAUCAUYGCUGAGGGAAUCCCCGAAGCCCACACCAGGAGGAUCAUUAAAGUUGCAGAUGAGAAGGGUGUCACCAUCAUCGGACCGGCAACUGUCGGAGGAAUAAAGCCUGGCUGCUUUAAGAUCGGCAACACGGGAGGCAUGCUGGAUAACAUCCUGGCCUCCAAGCUUUACCGUCCAGGCAGCGUGGCCUACGUGUCCCGCUCAGGCGGCAUGUCCAACGAGCUCAACAACAUCAUCUCCCGCACUACGGAUGGUGUUUUUGAAGGCGUGGCAAUCGGCGGAGACAGGUACCCGGGCUCGGUGUUCACUGACCACGUGCUGCGAUACCAAGACACGCCAGCRGUGAARAUGAUCGUUGUGCUCGGAGAGAUUGGCGGCACAGAGGAAUACAAGAUCUGCCAGGCUAUUAAACAGGGCAGAAUCACAAAGCCAGUAGUGUGCUGGUGUAUUGGCACCUGUGCCACCAUGUUUUCCUCAGAGGUGCAAUUYGGCCACGCAGGAGCUUGUGCCAACCAGGCUUCAGAGACGGCAGUAGCCAAGAACAAAGCUCUAAAGGAAGCUGGAGCGUUUGUYCCUAAGAGCUUUGAUGAGCUGGGAGAGAUCAUCAAAUCUGUGUUUGACGAUCUUGUUGCCAAAGGAGUCAUUCAGCCAGCUGAAGAGGUGCCGCCUCCCACUGUACCAAUGGAUUACUCCUGGGCACGAGAGCUGGGUCUGAUCCGUAAACCGGCCUCCUUCAUGACCAGCAUCUGUGAUGAGAGAGGUCAGGAGCUCCUCUAUGCCGGGAUGCCCAUCACUGAGGUCUUCAGGUCUGAAAUAGGCCUGGGAGGAACUCUGGGCCUGCUUUGGUUCCAGCGGAGGUUGCCCAAGUACGCCUGCCAGUUCAUCGAGAUGUGCCUGAUGGUUACGGCAGAUCACGGCCCUGCCGUUUCUGGCGCUCACAACACCAUCGUCUGCGCCCGAGCUGGGAAAGACCUGAUCUCCAGCCUCACCUCGGGCCUCCUCACCAUUGGUGACCGCUUCGGAGGAGCCCUGGACGCAGCGGCAAAGCAGUUCAGCCAUGCGUUUGACAGCGGCAUGCUGCCCAUGGAGUUUGUCAACAAGAUGAAGAAGGACGGCAGGWUGAUUAUGGGCAUAGGACACCGGGUCAAGUCGAUUAAUAAUCCUGACAUGAGAGUUCAGAUCUUGAAGGACUUUGUGAAGCAGAACUUUCCUUCCUCUCAGCUGUUGGACUACGCUUUAGAAGUGGAGAAGAUCACCACCUCCAAAAAACCAAACCUGAUCUUGAAUGUGGAUGGCCUCAUCGGUGUGGCCUUCGUGGACUUACUCAGGACUUGUGAUGGAUUCACACGGGACGAGGCUGACGAGUUUGUAGAAGUCGGUGCCUUGAAUGGCAUCUUCGUCCUGGGUCGCAGCAUGGGGUUCAUCGGACACUACCUGGACCAGAAGAGGCUGAAGCAGGGUCUGUAUCGCCACCCCUGGGAUGACAUCUCCUAUGUGCUUCCAGAGCACAUGUCUAUGUAAUAAAAGCUGAGCCAUCAGUUCCCAAACCCUCACUGUGAUUUGCCACUUAAAAAAAUAAAUACAUAUACAACUAGUGACAUUAUGAAGGGAAGAUGUUACAAAUAUUGUAGCUGCAAAUUGUCUWUUUUUCAUCCUGAAGGCCAGUCUAUGCUGCGGGUAAAUAAUUGUUGGGAAAAUUUAACUGUUGAUCAUAACUAUCUGUCACGAUAAAGUGCUGUUAUUUAUCUCCAAAUAUAAAAUGAUAUUUGCUGAGUAUGUGUGUCUGUGUUUCAGACUGUUGUGUCGAUGUUCUGCUCUCAUCACUGUGCCGUUUUUUAAAAACAAAAUGUGAUCUCAUAGUGCAAUACCAGAUSAAACCAGAACGUCCAUAGAGCAGAGCUUUUCUCCUGUGUCAGUGCAUUAAUACAAAAACUAAUAAUAAUUAAUAGAGUAUUAUUGUUUUUAUGUGAUGCUUUUAAUGAGGUGUCAAAACUGAGAUGUUGGUGAACAUUUUGUGCCAAACUUUCUGCCCACUGUCGUUUGCUGUAAUUAUGUUUCUUUUGUAUAAGUUCAUCRUAUUCUGAGUUGGAUUACAAGUUGAACCACAUGCACAGCAGUUUGAAUCAUUUUAGCAUUAAUAACAGUGAAUCUUUGCAUUAUGUUUAUCUCUGUUAUAUUUGAGUUUAGAGACUAUUUUAUUUCAUAAAAUUAGACUCUUAACAGCAAGGCAGUGUGUGUCUGGUGUCAUCUGUGCAGAAAAGUUUUUUUUUAUUUGUUGCUUUUGUUUCUAAAUAAAAUUUUAACUGUUCCCUUAUGAACUAAAUGUGCUUCUGUGCCAAUAUGUUGUAUGUUUACAACCAUAACAGGUAAAAUAAAUAUGAUAAAUGACUGUGUAA